This is a messenger RNA of Sphaeramia orbicularis (orbiculate cardinalfish), 5976 nucleotides long. It is a transcript of the gene ltbp4, whose product is annotated as latent transforming growth factor beta binding protein 4. Lineage: Eukaryota; Metazoa; Chordata; Actinopteri; Kurtiformes; Apogonidae. The transcript has 36 exons. Gene Ontology annotation, molecular function: calcium ion binding. The record is from RefSeq and is a predicted model, not a curated record. The coding region runs from base 12 to 5495 and encodes 1827 amino acids.
AGGCAACAGCAAUGAGGAGGAGGUUGAAGGAGGAAGAACAAAGAAAGACAGAGAAGGAGGUGAAGAAACCGACGCUGAGUCUGAGGGAGGUCCAGGCCAUGCUGAUGAGGAAGGCUCUGGCACCAGGAGGAAGAGGAGGCAAGAUGGCCGCCCUGCUGAUGAAGCACAUCGACAAGGAGAGGAAGAAACUCCUCAGUGCCACGCCCCAGCCUAACUCCUCCUCCUCAGUACAGACCAGUGUGAAGACGUUCCACAGUCAGAAGGGCCAGUACAGCGUCCACAUCAGCGCCUCCACAGCUGAUGGACAGGCAGGAGGAGGUGGAGGAGCUGAGACCAUCCAGGUGAUGUUCACGCCGACCAUCUGCAAGGUGCGCUGUGUGCAGGACCGAUGCGUCAACUACUGCGAACGAGGCAACGUGACCACGCUGUACAGUAGCAACGAGGCAACAGGAGGACGGAGCGGCGCCGGUGGACCGGGCUUCAGAGUCUUUCUUUGUCCUCUGCUCUGUAAGAACGGAGGCGUCUGUCUGCAGAAGGAUCGCUGUCUCUGCCCUCCAAACUUCACCGGAAAAUUCUGCCAGAUCUCCGUCACCCCCACAGUUCCCUCUGACCCCGCCCCUGCCCCCCCCGCCGCCACCUCAUCCUCCUCCAUCAAUGAAAUCGUGAAGCCUGCGCUCCUCAGCUCCAUGGCAGCCAAUCAGGAUCUGACCCAGUCUGAGUUCCUGCUGCCAUUGGUCCAGAGUCAGGAGAGAGGGACGCCUGGAGCCCCCAGCCCCCGCAUGGUGAAGGUCCGAGUGGAACACCCCCCUGAGGCCAGUGUGAAGGUCCACCAGGUCCUGAAGGUGUCUGGGUUCAGCCCCACCUUCCGGAGUCUAUCAUCCAGCUCACACUCUGGAUCAGCGGGGGCCCCGGCUCCGGCUCCAGCUCCGGCUCCAGCCCCAGCCCCAGCUCCUGCAGGAGGCAGCAGGGGGGUCCAGGCCCAGACCAUCAGGGGGGGCGGUACCUACACCCAGUAUUCUGGAUUCAAGUACUGUUUCAGAGAGGUCAAAGAUGGACAGUGCAGUUCUCCUUUACCGGGUCUGAGGAGUAAAGACACCUGCUGCAGAGGUUUGGGGAAAGCCUGGGGUAUCACCGACUGUGUCCUCUGUCCUCCCACUGCAGACAAAGGCAACAACAGCUGUCCAGUUGGAUAUGAGAAAGGAAAUGGAGCACAGUGUCAAGAUGUGAAUGAGUGCCUGGAGCCAGGGCUGUGUGAGAAUGGGUUCUGUGUGAACACCAGGGGGAGCUAUAGCUGUGUGUGUAGGGCGGGGUUCAUCCUCGACGCUUCACAUGGAAUCUGCAUCUCCCACAGUGUCAUAUCAGAGGAGAAGGGUCAGUGUUACCGGGUCCUGGGCUCUGGUCUGGGUCCGUCCUCCUGUUCCCUCCCCAUCCUCAGGAACAUCACCAAACAGAUCUGCUGCUGCAGCCGAGUCGGUAAAGCCUGGGGUCCAGACUGUCAACGGUGUCCGUACUUCGGAUCAGUGGCGUUUAAGGACAUCUGUCCAGCUGGUCCUGGGUAUCAUUACUCAGCAUCAGCUCUCCAGUUCAACCAGAGAGUCUCAGAACACCUGGGCAGCAGAGGGGCUGUGCUGGUAACCCCCGGCAACCAGGACAAGCCAGGUCCUGGUUCUGGGUCCAGUAGCAGUGGAGCUUCUAGGUCUCAGCAGAACCCGUCUUCCUCGUCGUCUGGUACUUCCCUGAGUUCUGCUUCAGGUGUGGGUUCCAGCAGAGGCUCGGGUGGUUCUGUGAUCAGCAGACCCGGUCCUCCUCAGCCUCUACCCGGGUCCCAUUCGGCCACCAAACCUGCACAGGCCGCUAGCUCCGGGAUCACCGUGCCACGGAGACCAGAAGUCCACGUAGUCCAGCAGGUCCAACCUGAGACUAGACCGGCCCAAACAAAACCACCACCAGCAUCCACUGGGGUUCAAGGGACCCGCCCUCAUGCCGUGUCACCUGGUGGGAAGGCUCCGCCCACUGUGCCCCGCCCACAGAGCCCUGACCGGGCGGAUGCUCCGCCCACUCUGCCCCGCCCACAGAGCCCAGGCCGGGGGGAUGCUCCGCCCACUCUGCCCCGCCCACAGAGCCCAGGCCGGGGGGAUGCUCUGCCCACUCUGCCCCGCCCACAGAGCCCUGACCAGGCGUCGCGGCCCACUGGAGAGGCCCCCCCUCUGCAGAGGAGACCCCCUGUCACCCCAACGGUCCGGCCCACCAGAGUCCAGAGUGUGUGUGUGAGCAGACCAGGUGUGUGUGGGCGUGGCCGCUGUGUGGAUCAGCCCGGUGGAAAACACACCUGUGUGUGUGAUCAUGGAUUCCAACCCAACGCUCAGAGGACAUUCUGCCAAGAUGUGAACGAGUGUGCACAGUCUGCAGGUGUGUGUUCAAGGGGUGAGUGUGUGAACACCGCUGGGAGCUACAGGUGUGUGUGUCCAUCUGGAUACAGGAGCGUCAGUCAGCAGACCGGUUGCCAAGAUAUCGAUGAGUGUGUGCAGAACCCCUGCCGCAACGGCCGCUGUGAAAACACACCUGGGAGCUACAGGUGUGUCUGUCGCCAUGGUUACAAGCUCAGCAGAAACACCUGUAUAGAUGUAGAUGAGUGUGAGGAGCCCCUACAGUGUCCUGGUCAGGAGUGCAUCAACAGCCAGGGCUCGUACCGCUGUGUGUCCUGUCAGUCAGGAUAUGGACUGUUGAACCGGGUCUGCACAGAUAUCGAUGAAUGUCGCCAGGCUCCCUGCUCCAACGGUCACUGUGAAAACACACCUGGAAGCUACCGCUGUGUCUGUCACCAUGGUUACAAGCUUCUGAACAACACCUGCACAGAUGUCGAUGAGUGUGCAGAACCUUCUCAGUGUCCUGGUCAGAUGUGUAUAAACACCAUGGGCUCAUACCGCUGUGUGUCCUGUCGACCAGGAUACACACUGACCAACAGACAAUGUACAGAUGUUAAUGAGUGUCGGAGGUCAGAUAUUUGUCCAGGUCAGGAGUGUGUGAACACAGAAGGGUCUUACAGCUGUGUGUCCUGUAAACAGGGACACCAGAGCGUCAACGGGGUCUGCACAGAUGUUGAUGAAUGCGAGGCAGCCGAUGCGUGUGAGGCAGGACGAGCCUGUGUGAACACUGUGGGUUCAUUCAGGUGUGAGUGUCCACCAGGGUUCAGGACCACCGGACUGAGGAGGCAGUGCACAGAUAUUAACGAGUGUUUGGAGUCGGACUUCUGCUUCCCCAGAGGUGAAUGUGUGAACACUGAAGGCUCGUACACGUGUGUGUGUUCACACGGGUUCACGCUGAGCGCCAACAGGACCGCCUGCCUCGAUGUGGACGAGUGUUCGAGGCCGGGCGUGUGUGUGGACGGUCGCUGUGUGAACACUGAAGGCUCCUUCCAGUGCCAGUGUCAGACCGGCUUCGUCACCAACCCAGAGAAGACUGCAUGUCUCGAUGUGGACGAGUGCAUCUCCUCCAGUGGCUCCGUCUGUGGGUCGCAGCGCUGCGAGAACACCAUUGGUUCGUUUCGCUGCCUGACGUCAUGUGACCCCGGUUAUCAGGUGUCGGCGAGCGGCACAUGCGUCGAUGUGAAUGAAUGUUCCAAUAAGACAGUGUGUGGAGAACACGCCUUCUGUCAGAACCUGAUUGGAACAUAUGUGUGUGUGUGCGACCAGGGCUUCACCUCCACCGCCGACGGAAAGGCCUGUGUGGAUGAGGACGAGUGUGUGUCUCUGCCGGACGUGUGCGGUUCUGCUCGCUGUGAGAACGUCGAAGGUUCGUUCAUGUGUGAAUGCGAACAACCAGGCGAGGAGUACGACAACACGGCCAGGAAGUGUGUGAACCCUGCAGGACCAGCAGGGACAUUACCCUCCUCUCCAUCGUCUUCCUCGUCCUCUUCGUCCUCUUCGUCCCCCUCCUCUUCGUUCCAUGUCAGUGUGUUGGAGAUGAUGCUGCCCCCCCUCCCGGCGGCUCGUCCUGGUGAGCUGAGGGAGUGUUACUACAACCUGGCGGAGCGAGGCACCUGCAGCCUGUUGGCCACCAACACCACCCAGCAGGAGUGCUGCUGCACCGUGGGGGAGGCCUGGGGGCUGGGCUGCCAGUACCACACCUGCCCCCCCCUCGACACAGCUGAGUUUCUCAGUCUGUGUCCGAAUGGUCGAGGAUACGUCAGUACUGGACCUGGAGCCUUCAGCUACAGAGAUGUGGACGAGUGUAAACGCUUCCAUCCAGAGGUUUGCAAAAACGGUGUGUGUGUCAACAACAUUCCUGGGUACAACUGUUACUGCUCCAGUGGAUACGUGUACAACAACACACUGUUGGAAUGUGUGGAUCAUGACGAGUGUGAAGAGGAGAGUUGUAUCGGAGGUGUUUGUGUCAACACGGUGGGUUCUUAUUACUGCAGCUGUCCUCAUCCUCUGGUCCUCGACGACACUCAGAGGAACUGUGUCAACUCCUCCCACCUCACUGUGGAUGAGAACCUGUCGCUGUGUUGGCAACAUGUGACGGCAGACCUGGUCUGUCAGAGUCCUCUACUGGGGGCCCAGCUCACCUUCAUGGACUGCUGCUGUCUCUAUGGAGACGGAUGGGGGAUGGAGUGUGCCCUGUGCCCCGCCACUGACUCAGAUGACUACGCCUCCCUGUGCAGUUCAGUUCUUCCUCUGUAUCCUGAAAGUUACCCAGACUCACCUGGACCUGGACCUGGACCAGGAAGGGCAGGAGCUCCUCCAUACUUCUCUCCUUUCCUUCCUCCGGACUCCUUCCGUCCUCCCGUCCUUCCUGGGACAGACUUCUCUCGUCUGGACUAUGAUGACUACUCUCCACCAGGGGGGGCCAGGUCUGCGUUCAGAGGGAGGACUCCCCCCACCUACAGUCUUCCUGAGGGAGCCUAUGGCAGUGAUGGUUACUACUCUGAAGGAGACUACGGACCUCCUGACGGAUCCAGACCUCCAUCUUUGCGCCUCCCCUCUGACCCCCGGGCUGAGAGGGCAUUUGGGGCCCGCCCACCCCCUCCCUCCCGCCCUGAUGGAGCUCCUCUGAGUCUGGCCCCGCUGCCCGGAGCUCCUUAUGAGGAGGAGGAGGAGGAGGAGGGGGCAUGGAGGCCUGGGCCCCCCUUUCCUCCAUUCAGUGACAGAAGAGGAGAAGGAGGAAGAGGAGGAGCAGCUCCGAGGAGGGUGUAUGAGAGACAGUAUGAGCCUUAUGCUGGCCUGAGUGCAGCAGAGGAUUGUGGGAUACUUCACGGCUGUGAGAAUGGCAGGUGUAUUCGUGUUGCCGAGGGUUACACCUGUGACUGUUACCAAGGAUACGAGCUGGACAUGACGUCUAUGACCUGUAUAGAUAUAAAUGAGUGCGACGCUGCCGUCAGUCUGGAGUUCCCAUGUGUCAACGCUCGCUGUGUGAACACAGACGGGUCGUUCCGUUGCAUCUGCAGGAGAGGAUACGUCAUGUCCCACAGACCCAACCACUGUGUGGCUGCGUAGACCGAACUGGGCUGAACCGGACCGGACCGGACUCAGCUGAACCCAGGAUGCUUUAGACUAGAUUAAACUGGUCUGGACUCCAUAAAGGUGGACUGGGCUGGAUUUGGACCAAACUGGUCUGGGUGUACUGGGUACAGAUCCAAAUUAGACCAGACUAAACUAGAACUGACCAGAAUAACAUGUACUGGACCAAAAUAACAUCACAUUGCACUAAAGCUAGAAAGGUUAGACUGGGCACAGGCUUGUAUUGGUCCGUUUAACUAGACUAGAACCAACUAGUUUAAACAAAACUGAGUUUAAACACUUUUAGUUUGUGUAGAUUCCACUAUAUUUAUACAAUAAAUCCACUUAUUUCAGCAACCAAAUGAAAUGUAAAUGUGUCGCACUAUCACACUAUGUAACUAGACCGUAUAUAAUGUGUAAUUAAAACUAAAAAAAGAACCAAAUGACACCAUUAUCACCAAAACACACAUGUGAACAG